AUGCUGAUUCCUAGCAAGAACAGAAAAGCAAUUUACGAAUACCUCUUCAACGAGGGAGUCGCCGUUGCUAAAAAAGACUUCAACCUUAAACAGCACCCUAAUAUUCCUGGUGUUACCAAUCUUGAGGUGAUCAAGGCUUUAAAGAGUCUUGCCUCUCGUGAACUUGUUAAAGAGCAGUUCGCAUGGCGACACUAUUACUGGUACCUGACCGAUGAGGGUAUCGCUCAUUUGAGGGAGGUUCUGAACCUUCCCGCUGAGAUUGUUCCUUCCACGGUGAAGAGCAAGCCAAGAGAGGUCCGCGCUGCAGCCAUUGAACGCAUCCCUCGUCCAGGUGCUUUUCUCUUUCUUUCAUUUUCAAGUUUUCUUUACAUUUAA
This is a messenger RNA of Strongylus vulgaris, 375 nucleotides long. NCBI's taxonomy places the organism in Eukaryota, Metazoa, Nematoda, Chromadorea, Rhabditida, Strongylidae. The record is from the annotation of a GenBank genome assembly.